Mollisia scopiformis is the source of this 471-nucleotide messenger RNA. RefSeq lists its product as uncharacterized. The annotation marks the transcript as partial. Lineage: Eukaryota; Fungi; Ascomycota; Leotiomycetes; Helotiales; Mollisiaceae. The record is from RefSeq and is a predicted model, not a curated record. The transcript has a single exon.
CCUGAAAUGAAAAAAAGUGUCAUACUCACUGAGCCCGACCACUGGAAUAUUGGCUCUCUUAUGACGUGCGAGAAAAUCGAGUCGGGUCACGAUAUAUCUCCCAAUAUUCUUUGCCAAUGGACUGACGACGGAUCGACAUACUGUUUACGUAAACGCUCAGUUCCAGGAUCAGAGCCUGGCGAUGGAGACUCGGAGGCGGGACAUAUAUACGACGUAAAUACCAGCGGCGUUUGGACUCUCAGCCCUAAUGUGUUUUGUAAAACACAGAGAUGGACGGAAGGAACAACAACCGACGCCGAGUCUAUUCGAUUUGUUAACAAAAACAUACCAUCUAUUCCAACUGAAAAGAUUAUAUACGAUUGGAUUGAUCACCGAUGGUAUCGCUGGUUUAUGCUUUCUUGGCGUGUUCCUGGAGAACGCUUUUUCGAAGCAUGGCCACAGCUUUCACUUAAUCAAAGGCUUGAUGUGGCA